AUGGUCGUCGCCCUAGGAUCCGUCCAACCUGUCUUUAAACCUCUGAAAACCGUCCCGGAUGGCUCGGAGGACAAGCCGGCGGAAGGUCUGGCGAUUCCGGCUAUAGGCGAACUGACCAUUCCUAGUGUCGUCUUGGGCGCCGCCACCUUCUCGGGUUUCUACAACUCAGAAGAAGACUACUCUAGCGCGGAGCCUGUUCGUACUGUCCGACUUGCGCUGAGAUAUGGCAUCUGUGGUUUCGACACUUCUCCGUAUUACGGUCCCUCCGAGAUCGUGCUCGGUAAUGCACUCAAGGCCGUGGCGGACGAGUUCCCACGAGAGUCCUACAAGAUUAUCACCAAGUGCGGCCGCUAUGGCUUCAACAUCAAGGAAUUCGAUUACUCCGGCCCUACGAUUCGCGCCAGCAUCGAGCGGAGUCUCGCGCGCAUGCAUACAACCUACCUCGACGCCGUCUACCUUCACGACGCCGAGUUUGUAUGCGAGCAAGUUGGCCCUCUUGAGGGGGGUAACCCUCACGAGGCGCUCGCAAGCCAGAGUGCGGAGUACGGUCUUGCGCCUGGCCAAGAAGGCAAGAUUUGGGGGCCAGGAGACGAGAGGAUUUUGGAGGGUAUCGCAGAACUCAGGAAACUCCAAGAGGAAGGCAAGGUCAAAGCCAUUGGCAUAUCAGCCCUUCCGUUGCCGGUGCUCCUCCGCCUCGCCCUUCUCGUUCUCCACAAGACCGGCAAGCCGCUCGACAUCAUGCUCUCCUACACGCACGUCUCGCUCCAGAACUCCCUGUUCGCCACGCACUUCGCCGCCUUCAAGGAGCGGGCCAAGGUCCGACAGCUACUCACCGCCUCCCCGCUCUGCAUGGGUCUCCUCACUCCGCGCGUCCCGACAUGGCAUCCUGCCUCGGAUGCUGCGAGGGCAACCGCUACCGAAGCGCACGCCCUUCUCACCGGGAGGGGCUGGGCUGGGGGCCUACCGGAGCUCGCGACCGGGUUCGCGUUCCGGAAAGGAGAGCAACUCGGAAUGCCGGUCGUCAUCGGCCUGAGCACCGUCGCGGAAGUGCACCAGUGCGUCGCAGCGUGGCGGCGGGUGAGGGAAGCUAAGGACACGGCCGAGAGGGAUGAACUGGAGAAGACCGUGGCGGAUAUGUUUGGGGACAUGCAGGGGUACAUGUGGCAGUCGCCGGAGCCCAAGGCACUGCUUCCGCUGGAGACAAAGUAG
This is a messenger RNA of Epithele typhae, 1209 nucleotides long. RefSeq names its product Aldo/keto reductase. The record is from RefSeq and is a predicted model, not a curated record. The transcript has 5 exons. The coding region runs from base 1 to 1209 and encodes 402 amino acids. Gene Ontology annotation, molecular function: D-arabinose 1-dehydrogenase [NAD(P)+] activity. Gene Ontology annotation, biological process: dehydro-D-arabinono-1,4-lactone biosynthetic process. NCBI's taxonomy places the organism in Eukaryota, Fungi, Basidiomycota, Agaricomycetes, Polyporales, Epitheliaceae. Gene Ontology annotation, cellular component: cytosol.